Cannabis sativa is the source of this 5094-nucleotide messenger RNA. Its product is annotated as transcriptional elongation regulator MINIYO. NCBI's taxonomy places the organism in Eukaryota, Viridiplantae, Streptophyta, Magnoliopsida, Rosales, Cannabaceae. The transcript has 10 exons. The coding region runs from base 141 to 4847 and encodes 1568 amino acids. The record is from RefSeq and is a predicted model, not a curated record.
GUUGUCGUUUUAAUUUUCCGCAGUCGUUUUCUUGUAUUUCAUAAUUAAAGACUCAACACACUAAAACCGCGAAGGAGGAAGUGAAGUUGCUUCCAGUGCAGUACAGUAGUCUGCCCCCACGCCAUAGCUCGGCUCACAUCAUGGAGAAGAAGCAAAGCACUCAAAGAAACCCUAAAAUCUCUUCCAAGACAACGAAAACCUUCGAAACUGGAACCAGUGGUCUUAAGGUAAGCGAAGACGAUGCCGCUCAUUUGAUUGGUAGGAUCGUCGAGAAGGGUAUUUCUGAUGAACCACGGUCCAAACCCUUUCCACCCCUAAACCCUACCGUUCUUCCCUUUCCUGUUGCUCGUCACCGCUCCCAUGGCCCGCAUUGGGCUCCAGUUAGUGGUAAAGUAAAUGUUGGUUAUGGUGGUUUAGGUGGUGAAGAGGAUAAAACUACCAUGAAGGUUGAUUCGAUUGCACCUUUUGCUGAUCCUGUGAAGAGGAAGACAAAGAAAGACAUGGAUUUUAGCAGGUGGAGAGAGAUUCUACCGGGUGAAAAGUCUGACAUGGCUGAAUCCGAACUAAACACGUUAGGUUCAGGUAAAACUGAAAAUCGAAAAAAAGAUAGAGAAGCAAUUGAUACUUCUUGUAGUAGUGAAGAUAAGCUUCAUAUUCAAGAUAAUAAUAAGGAUUGCAUAGCUGUUACCUUCGAAAGUGAACCAAAACCCAUACGGGUAAAUAGCCAAAUUGAUGCAGAGACAAAGGGUCUUGACAAUAGUAAAGUAUUGUUAGAGAGGCCAAAGAGAAGAGAGCAAAAGUGUUCAACUUCAACUAUAGCUUCUUCUGGGAAUAAUCUCGGCAGUGAACAAGAAUCCAUGUCACUUGAGAGUCAAAUUGAUGCCGAAAACCGUCAGCGCCUGCAAGAAAUGUCACCUGAUGAGAUUGCUCAGGCCCAAGCUGAGAUAAUGGAGAAGAUGGACCCUGCAUUACUGAAACUACUGAAAAAGAGGGGUGAUUCGAAAUCGAAGAAGCAGAGGUCUCCAGGUCUGGAUAGUGCCAUCAAAGUUGAAUCAGUUAAUGAACAGAAGAAUCAGGAUGAAAACGACAUGAAAGCUUCUUCUGCCCCUGUGAAUUCUAUGGUUCAUGAAAUGACGAAAACAACAUCAAAUGAAAUACAUAGUGGGGUGGACAAUGGGGAGGCACAAAAUCCAAACCCAACCAGUGGCGGUUUGUGGAAUGCUUGGAGCCAGCGAGUUGAGAAUGUUAGAGAAAUAAAAUUUUCCUUGGAGGGGACUGUUGUUGAAAAUGAUAAUUUCCAUACAGCAGAAACUGAUUGUGUUACUGAGCGUGACUUCCUGCGGACUGAGGGGGAUCCUGGGGGAGCUGGUUAUACAAUUAAAGAAGCAGUGGCACUCACUCGAAGUGUGAUUCCUGGGCAACGGGCUCUUGCAUUGCAUUUGCUUUUAGCUGUUCUUGAUAAUGCAAUACACAAUAUUAACCGAGUUCACAUUGGAUGUUCCGUGAGAAAGGAGGAUAAAGAUGAAAGAGUUUCUGACUGGGAAGCUAUUUGGGCUUAUGUACUUGGCCCGGAGCCUGAGCUUGUUCUAUCAAUGAGUUUAUUGAUUUGUAGGAUAUGUCUUGAUGAUAACCAUACUUCGGUAGUUGUAGCUUGUGCUAAAGUCAUUCUGCGCAUAUUGACAUGUGAUGCAAAUGAGAACUACUUCAGUUUUUCAGAGAAAUUGACUACUCUCAAGGACAUCUGUACUGCCCCUGUGUUUCGAAGUAAACCCCAGAUUGAUGUUGGUUUCCUUCGUGGUGGAUUUUGGAAGUAUAAUGCUAAGCCUUCUAAUAUUGUUACUCUAGAUGAGGAAAUUAUUGACGAUGAAACUGAAGGGAAACAUACAAUUCAGGAUGAUAUUGUGUUUGCUGGACAGGAUUUUGCAGCAGGUUUGGUUAGGAUGGGAGUCCUUCCAAGGCUACGCUAUCUUCUUGAGUCAACUCCGACAGCAGCUUUGGAAGAGUGUGUUAUUUCUAUACUUAUUGCUAUUGCAAGGCAUUCCCCAACAAGUGCAAACACAAUUAUGAAAUGUGAAAGACUUAUUGAAGCAGUUGUACACAGAUUUACUGCAAAAGAAAACAUGGAAAUAUAUCAUUCUAAGACAAAAUCUGUGACUCUUUUAAAGGUGUUGGCUCAAUCUGAUAGAAGAAUUUGUUUUGAAUUUAUAAAGAAUGGGUUUUUCCAGACCAUGACAUGGCAUUUGUAUCAAUAUAUGCCGUCGCUUGACCAAUGGGUGAAAACUGGGCAGGAGAACUGUAAACUUCUUUCAGCUUUGAUGGUUGAGCAAUUACGUUUUUGGAAGAUUUGCAUUCAGCAUGGCUAUUGUGUAUCAUACUUCUCGGAUAUUUUUCCUUCCUUGUGCUUGUGGUUGAAUCCACCUACAGUUGAAAAGCUUAUAGAUUUAGACCUUCUUAGUGAAUUUGCUUCUGUGGCAGCAAAUGCGUACCUUGUUCUAAAGGCUUUGGCUACUAGGCUUCCAAAUUUUGUUUCACAAAUGAAUCAAAGCAAUAAGAUCCAUGAACAUGCUGAUGAUGACAUGGAGAUCUGGCGUUGGAGUCAUGUUGGUCCAAUGAUUGAUUUAGCAGUGAAGUGGAUAGUUUUGAUGGGUAAUCUACACCAUGGUAGUCAUAAUUUACAUAAUUCAUCUGUGACUUCUUUGUUGUGGGUGUAUUCAGCUGUAAUGAGCUUGCUUGCAGAAGUGCUCAGAAAAAUUGUCCCAGAUGAUAUCGCCAAUCAGACAGGAAGUGGUUGGCUUGUCCCAUGGCUUCCAGAGUUCGUUCCUAGAGUUGGACUUGAAAUCAUCAAAAAUAAAAUUUUGAGUUUUUCGGAUGCUGUUGAUACAAAAUUUGGGUCAGGUCUUGCUGGAGAGAUCUCUUUUGUUGAAAGACUAUGCCAUUUAAGACAACAAAAUGAAUAUGAAACAUCAUUAGCUUCUGUAAGCUGCCUUAAUGGAAUCUUCAAGACUAUCACUACCAUUGAUAAAUUGAUCCAGUUAGUCGAUAAAGGGGAACAACAUUCACAAGAGUACAGUCUUUCUAGAGAAGAGGACGUACUCAAAGAUGGGUUGUUAAAUCGAUCUUUUGUUGAAUUCAGAAGCGUGCAAAAUAUUUUUAUGAAGUUAGUUACUUCAGAGUGGCAAUUUGUGCAGUCCGUUGAGACAUUUGGCAGAGGUGGGCCUGCUCCUGGGGUGGGAGUUGGCUGGGGUGCCUCUGGAGGAGGAUAUUGGUCAGGAAUUGUUUUAUUGGCACAAGCAGAUGCAGGAUUUAUCAUUGAUCUGCUUGCAAGUUUCCAGAUUAUGCCUAUAAAUGAUAUGCUCAAUGCUGAAGAAAUAUCUUAUGCUGUGCAAAUUGUUAAUUCUUCUUUAGCAGCAUCAUUAAUUGCUGGGCCAAGUGAUAGAACUGUUGUGGACAAGGCUUUUAAAAUUUUGGUUCAUGUCUCUGUUCUGAAGUGUCUUGAUCGCUGUAUUCGGCAUUUUGUUCAUCUCAAUAGUAGAAGUAAGCUGUUUGGCUGGGAACAUAAAGAAGAAGAUUACCUACUCUUUAGUAAAAUAUUAUCUUCACAUUUUGGCAAUAGAUGGCUGUCACUAAAGAAGAGCAAAAAAAUUAAAAGCUUGAGUUGCUCAACAAAUAAGAACUUAGUUAAAAACAGUGGUUCUUUGAGCACCAUAUAUGAGGACUCGGACACAUCAAAUAACAUUGAAGAUUGUACAUCCUUAGUUGUAGAGUGGGCUCACCAGAGGCUUCCACUACCCACUAAUUGGUUUCUAAGUCCAAUCUCAACUCUUUGUGAAAGCAGGCAUUGUGGCCAACAAAAAUCUUCCAAUUUAGAAAAUCUUAUACAGGACGCGGGCGAUUUGCUUGAAGUUGCUAAAGCUGGACUUUUUCUCCUCUUAGGUAUGGAAGUCAUGUCAAGUUUCCUUCCAAGUGAUGCUCCUUCUCCUGUUCAGAGUGUACCGCUAGUUUGGAAAUUACAUUGUUUGUCUGUGAUCUUGCUUGUCGGGAUGGGUGUGAUCGAGGAGAAAAAGAGUAGAGAUUGUUAUGAAGCUUUGCAAGAUAUCUAUGGUUCCAUACUUGAUAAGGAGAGGCUUAAAGAUGCUGAAAUGAUUCGGGAGAAGGAUGUAAACCUGUUGUCAGAGUCUAGAAAUACUGACUUUUUGGACUUUUUAAGGUUCCAUUCAGAGAUUCAUGAUAGUUACUCAACAUUCAUCGAAACUCUUGUGGAUCAAUUUUCUGCUAUAUCUUAUGGUGAUCUAAUUUAUGGUCGACAAGUUGCAAUUUAUCUGCACAGAUGUGUUGAAACUCGUGUUCGGCUUGCUACUUGGAAUACAUUGACUAAUGCUCGAGUCCUUGAGCUUCUUCCACCCUUGGAGUCUUGCUUUGGAGAGGCAGAAGGCUACCUUCAUCCAGAAGAGGAUAAUGAUGAAAUUUUAGCAGCUUAUGUGAAAUCCUGGACUUCUGGCGCCCUCGACAAGGCUGCAAGUCGAGGAACAGUUGCAUACACACUGGUUCUUCACCAUCUUUCAUUUUUCAUCUUUCAUUUCUGUGCUGGUGAUAAGUUAUUGCUGCGGAACAAGCUUGUGAGGUCUCUUCUACGAGACUUCUCUCUGAAGCAACACCACGAGGUAAUUAUGUUGAAUCUUAUCCGAUAUACCAAACCAGAAAUGCUGCAGAAUUCUAAUGUUAAAGUUAGUUUACCAUUAGACAUGGAGAAAAGGUUUGAGGUCUUAACUGAAGCUUGCGAAAGAAAUUCUUCCCUUUUAAAUGAAGUGAAGAAGCUGAAGUCACUUGUACAGAACGAUCUCUUGUAAGCUUAUCAGAAUUGUUUCCCUUGAGUUUUAAGUUUACUGUCGUCAAAAAGUUUUGCCUUGUAAAUAUAAAUUUGAUCAGAGAAGAGGAGCUCAAGUGGAUUUCACUGUUGGGAACACCUUACAUAAAUAUUUGAAUAUAUAUGUUAAUUAUAUCUUUGGGAUCCAAUUAUUACUCCUAUUUAUUUAAUAUGUAAAACUAACCUUUAAAUUUCAUGGUUCAAAUAACAUACAUGGCUACUUGAUGUGA